Messenger RNA from Lontra canadensis (Northern American river otter), 3111 nucleotides. RefSeq names its product ANTXR cell adhesion molecule 1 (gene ANTXR1). Gene Ontology annotation, molecular function: signaling receptor activity. Gene Ontology annotation, cellular component: membrane. Lineage: Eukaryota; Metazoa; Chordata; Mammalia; Carnivora; Mustelidae. The transcript is spliced from 18 exons. The coding region runs from base 413 to 2107 and encodes 564 amino acids. The record is from RefSeq and is a predicted model, not a curated record.
GAGAGGAGGGAGAAAAGGCAAAGCACUCUCCCAACCGAGAACAAUUUGAAAACCCACCCCGUACUAUUUAAAAGCUGGGACAAAGAAGCGUCAAGACGGAGCUGCUUCAGCUGCGAGACGUCGGCGGAGCCUCCGGAGGGGUCCGCCGCCCGAGCCAGGAGCAGCCCCUUUAAAAAAGCGGAGUACAGUAUUGGGAUUCUUGAAACCUGAAACCUAGAAACAGAAUCGAAGCGGAAACCAGAAGGAAAACCUUGAACUCCUCCAGACAAUUGCUUCCGGGGAGUUCCAGGAGCGCGAGGGGGAAUAAAGGGCCCGCGAGCAGGGCCCCUCGGAUGGCGCGUCCCUGAGGGUCGUGGCGAGUUCGAGGCGCGCGGGAAGCAGAGGACCCUACCCUCUCCCUGGGCUGCAGGUCAUGGCCACCGUGGAGCAGAAAGCCCUCGGCAUUGGCUUCAAGUGUCUCUCCUUGGCCACUUUUGUGCUCAUCUGCGCCGGGCAAGGGGGACGCAGGGAGGAAGGGGGUCCAGCCUGCUACGGGGGAUUUGACCUGUACUUCAUUUUGGACAAAUCAGGAAGUGUGCUGCACCACUGGAAUGAAAUCUAUUAUUUUGUGGAACAGUUGGCUCAUAAAUUCAUCAGCCCACAGCUCAGAAUGUCCUUUAUUGUCUUCUCUACUCGAGGCACUACCCUAAUGAAGCUAACAGAAGACAGAGAGCAGAUCCGUCAGGGCCUAGAAGAACUCCAGAAGGUCCUGCCAGGAGGAGACACUUACAUGCAUGAAGGAUUUGAAAGGGCCAGCGAGCAGAUUUAUUAUGAAAACAGUCAAGGAUACAGGACGGCCAGCGUCAUCAUUGCUUUGACCGAUGGGGAACUCCAUGAAGAUCUCUUUUUCUAUUCAGAGAGGGAGGCUAACAGAUCUCGAGAUCUUGGUGCCAUUGUUUACUGUGUCGGUGUGAAGGAUUUCAAUGAAACACAGCUGGCCCGGAUUGCAGACAGCAAGGACCAUGUGUUUCCUGUGAAUGACGGUUUUCAGGCUCUGCAAGGCAUCAUCCACUCAAUUCUGAAGAAGUCCUGCAUCGAAAUUUUAGCAGCUGAACCAUCCACCAUAUGUGCAGGAGAAUCAUUUCAAGUCGUCGUAAGAGGGAAUGGCUUCCGACACGCCCGAAACGUGGACAGGGUCCUCUGCAGCUUCAAGAUCAACGAGUCAGUGACACUCAAUGAGAAGCCCUUCACUGUGGAAGACACUUACUUGCUGUGUCCAGCGCCUAUCUUAAAAGAAGUUGGCAUGAAAGCCGCGCUUCAGGUCAGCAUGAACGAUGGCCUCUCUUUCAUCUCCAGUUCUGUCAUCAUCACCACCACACGCUGUUCGGACGGCUCCAUCCUGGCCAUCGCCCUGCUGAUCCUGUUCCUGCUCCUGGCCCUGGCUCUCCUCUGGUGGUUCUGGCCUCUCUGUUGCACCGUGAUCAUCAAGGAGGUCCCUCCACCCCCUGCGGAAGAGAGUGAGGAAGAAGAUGAUGACGGUCUGCCCAAGAAAAAGUGGCCUACCGUAGAUGCCUCUUACUAUGGCGGGCGAGGUGUUGGAGGCAUUAAAAGGAUGGAGGUUCGUUGGGGAGAAAAAGGUUCCACAGAAGAAGGUGCUAAGUUGGAAAAGGCAAAGAAUGCCAGAGUGAAGAUGCCAGAGCAGGAAUACGAAUUCCCUGAGCCUCGAAAUCUCAACAACAACAUGCGGCGGCCCUCUUCCCCUCGGAAGUGGUACUCCCCGAUCAAGGGAAAACUGGAUGCCUUGUGGGUCCUACUAAGGAAAGGAUAUGAUCGUGUGUCUGUGAUGCGUCCACAGCCGGGAGACACGGGGCGCUGUAUCAACUUCACCAGAGUCAAGAACAAUCAGCCCACCAAGUACCCUCUCAACAACGCCUACCACACCACCUCACCGCCUCCUGCCCCCAUUUAUACCCCCCCACCCCCUGCUCCCCAUUGCCCUCCCCCACCCCCCAGUGCUCCCACCCCUCCAAUUCCAUCCCCACCUUCCACCCUUCCCCCUCCUCCUCAGGCUCCACCUCCCAACAGGGCGCCACCCCCCUCCCGACCUCCCCCUAGGCCUUCUGUCUAGAGCCCAAAGUUCAUGCUCUGGGCUCUUAGAAACUUUGGGGAGGAGGCUCCUCUGUGGUGUUAGAAUAAGUCUUUCCAGUUAGGGGAGGCUUCUGCUUUGGAAAUGAGUGGUGAUAAAGCCCACUGACCUUCACACACCUUAAAAAUUGGUAUGUAAUGCCAAUACAUCGACAAUUGUGAUCAGCAGAAGAAACAGAAAAUUUGAAAUGCCUGAAAACAAAUGAUGAGGCACCUACAGUCACAAUUAUAGCCAGCCAGCCAUCAUCUCUAGAAGGUUCCAGAGACAGCGAAACUGCUGAGAUGCUCUUAAAUGGGAUUGUGUCUCUUGGAGACCAAUAAGAAAAUCAUUUCUCUGAGGGUGAAACAUAGUCGGAUGGAUGAGAAGUAACACUGCUGGGUUUCUAAAUGCUGCCUUCCCUCCUCCAACUCCAUCACUUGACCCAGGACCCUUGGUCUAGGAACCAAGGAAUCUUCACCCAAGAAGGUGAAAACACUCUGCCUACAACUUUAGGAAAAGCUUGGGGUCCCCAUUGUGGCAAGAAACUCAACAUCAGACAGGUCUCCAAAAGCAUGUUUGCCUGGGAUUUGCAAAGGAGUAAAAACAUACGCCUUAUUUUCCUUUCCAAUUCUCCCAGUUUUCAAGCGAGAAAGAGAGCAGGUGUUUACAGAUGGAAAAAGUUAUGUUGCCACGUUGCUGUGUAAGUGAAAUCAGGUGUGUGCAUUGACUGGCGAGUACUGAUGAGAGCAUCAGACAGUUUCUAAAACCCACAGGCCACGAGCAGCUAGCGGUGGCUGGCUUUGGCCCGAUAUGGUCCACUAAUCAACAGACAAUGGCAUUGUUGAAGAGCAACCUGUUAAUGAUUCAUGUUAAAAAUCAAGAUUAGGCUUCAGUUUAAAUCAGUUAAGAUAUGAAAAAAAUGACUAAUCCCAUUUUUCAGAGACAAAUGUGAGUUGAUCUUCCCAAAAUGGCAUCACUAGCACCUACCAUACAAUCUCGUGGUUCGU